AGCUCUGAGGAAGACAGCGGAGGUUUUCCGGCUGGGACCCAAAAUGCUGGCCGUCCUGCCGGCGCUGCUGCUGCUGCUGCUCAGCUCCAGGCCGGCCUGCGGCGUCUUCCAGAAGCUUUACUGCAGCUUCUCAGACAGCUGCGACUGCGACUUCAAGCCCAGCGUCAGAGACUUGGAGUGGGAUCUGUACAAGAACGUCUUCGGUCAGCACCUGGCUCAGGACCUGGUCUCGGAAGAAGUUUCCAGCUUUCUCCUCAAUAAGAGCCCGGAUCGGCCCCUGGUUCUGUCCUUCCACGGCUCCUCUGGGACCGGGAAGACGCUGGUCAGCACCAUGCUGGGGAACCACCUGUACGGCUCGGCCAUGAGCAGCCCCUUCGUCCACCAGUUCGUCCCCACGCUCCACUUCCCCUCAGCCGAGCUCGUCGCUCAGUACCGGGAGGAGCUGAAGAGCUGGGUGAAGGGAAACCUGACGGCCUGCGCGCGCUCCGUCUUCAUUUUUGAUGAGAUGGAGAAGAUGCCUGCAGGCCUGAUCGACGUCCUGGAGCCGUUCCUGGGUCCGUCACACGUUGUGUUUCGCACCAACUACAGGAAGGCCAUCUACGUCUUCAUAAGCACCGCAGGACAGGAGGCGAUACACCGGCUGGUUCUGGAGAACCGACUGGCUGGACGGGACAGAGACGAGAUCAAAGCGUCUGACCUGCAGGAAGUCGUCCAGCAGUCGGUUUACAGCAACAAAACCAGUGGACUCUACCUGUCCAGCAUCAUCCAGCAGAAUCUCAUCACUCGCUUCGUCCCCUUCCUGCCGCUGACCCGGACCCACGUGGAGCGCUGCGUCCGCGCGCAGCUCUGCCAGCGCGGCGACUGUAACCGUGACGACGUGGUGGAGGCGGUGGGAGGAGACAUGACCUAUGACCCCGCAGAGGGACACUACUUCUCCACCACGGGAUGCAAGACGGUCGCUGCAAAGAUCAGCUUCUUCCUGUGAGCCGCAGCCGGACGGUUCUGGUUCCACUGGGAGGAAAACGCCUCCGAUCUGCUUUCAAGAUGCAGGAUUUGAACCGACGACCCGAUGCUCAUGGGUAACCGGAGGGAAAAGCUCCGUAAAGGCAGAAAGCAGCAGGAGGAAACAAACCGCAGCAGCAGAGUUUGGUGGCUGCUGCCUCUGGACCAGGAAUCCUUUCUACCACGGCAAUUUGGGGCGGUUACACAGAAACGGGAGCAAAACUCGGCCAAAAGACUCUGAAGUUUACAGAUCAAUCUGGGAAAUUUCAAAGCUCCAAAAGUCAAAAAUUCACUCGAAAAAAAAUCUGAAAUUUUAACAUUAAUCUCAAAUUUUCUACAGAAAA
Molecule: messenger RNA, 1346 nt
Organism: Poecilia reticulata (guppy)
Lineage: Eukaryota; Metazoa; Chordata; Actinopteri; Cyprinodontiformes; Poeciliidae
Gene: tor2a
Product: torsin family 2, member A
Cellular component (GO): nuclear envelope; endoplasmic reticulum lumen
Molecular function (GO): ATP binding; ATP hydrolysis activity
Source: RefSeq, a predicted model, not a curated record